Mangifera indica (mango) is the source of this 5210-nucleotide messenger RNA. Its product is annotated as SAC3 family protein B-like. The record is from RefSeq and is a predicted model, not a curated record. Gene Ontology annotation, biological process: mRNA export from nucleus. The coding region runs from base 151 to 4953 and encodes 1600 amino acids. The transcript has 15 exons. NCBI's taxonomy places the organism in Eukaryota, Viridiplantae, Streptophyta, Magnoliopsida, Sapindales, Anacardiaceae. Gene Ontology annotation, cellular component: nucleus; transcription export complex 2; cytoplasm.
CGUCCAGGCUCGCGCACACCGGCGAAAAAGCAUAAAUAAGAAAAAAAUUACAGUCCUUUCCGUCUCCCUCUCUCUUCCAAUCCAAAGGAACCAAGAAGCUGUAGGCUUUUCCACUUGGAAUGUCAGAAAUGCUGUAGAAUAAAUACAUUAAUGGCGUCUAAUUGUUCAGGGUUUGGAAAGCAGUCAGGCCCCUCUGUCCCCGCAAAACCCCUUCCCAUUUUCGGAAACUUAACUCCUCCACCUCCAUCCUCUUCUUCUCCUUUUCCCAAUCUUACCCCAACUCCAUUGCCCAGGCAACCUGAAGUUGCAGAGAGAACAACUUCACGUUCUGUGCCUUUUGGGAGCUCCGGUCCUGCUGUCAAACCUUACCUAAGUUCCAGAGUAAGCCGUUCGGAUUCGCUUGUUGAUAAUCACAGUCCCCUAGCUCCACUGAGAAUGGUGUCACCUUCUGCUUUUCAAAGCAAUCAUUCUGUGCAUGCUUUUCACCCUUCUUUUGAUGAAGGUCAACAACCUUUUUUGUCCUCUCCAGCUGGGGAUGAUCAUGCCAAGCUUCUUGGCAAUUAUCCCAAUUUACUUGCUCAUCAAGGUCAGUCCAGAGUCUCACCUAAUCUUGGUUCUUAUGAUUCUGGAAGAAGUUAUUUCGAGCAGGUGCCUAACAUGCAAGGUUCAAAACAAACCAACUCCCCACAUGUGCAGUCAGCAAAUGGACUUACCUGGGAAAACCCACAGUUUACUCCUAAUGACUCUAAAAGAUUCAAUGGUUUUCACAGUUCCGCUGAUUCUCAAGCUCCUCAGAGGUCUGUGCCAUCUGCCAACAGUACUGGUGUUGCUGCUACCAGGUUCACCAGCUCACCUGUUUCAAAAAGAACUAGGUCUCCUCCACAUUCUUCUGGUGAGGGCAUAUCAGGAGACUUGAAUUCCACUCAAUAUGAUAGUGAACGAGAAAUGCAAGCCAAGGCAAAGCGACUGGCUCGUUUCAAGUUUGAAUUGAGUGAAGAUGUGCAAACCAGUCCUGAUGUUGCCGAUCAAAUAAUUUCUACUAAUAGACAUGGACAGUCUGCUGGGGAGAGGCAAAAAAUUGUUGGUGCACCUUCUUUAGAAUCAGAAAAGGAUUAUCCUAAUGAUAAUUCUCCAUCUGAUUAUGAAAGCUUGGAAACAUCCAGUAUAAUUAUUGGUUUAUGUCCAGAUAUGUGUCCUGAGUCAGAAAGGGCAGAACGAGAAAGAAAAGGGGAUCUUGACCAGUUUGAACGCUUGGAUGGGGAUAGAAAUCAAACUAGCAAAUACCUUGCUGUUAAGAAGUAUAAUAGGACAGCAGAGAGGGAAGCCAAUUUAAUACGACCCAUGCCGAUCCUGCAGAAGACGGUUGGUUAUCUGCUUGAUUUGCUAGAUCAGCCUUAUGAUGAAAGGUUUCUUGGCUUGUACAAUUUUCUAUGGGAUAGGAUGCGAGCUAUUCGGAUGGACCUGAGGAUGCAGCAUAUUUUUAACCAAGAAGCUAUUACCAUGCUGGAACAGAUGAUAAGGCUUCACAUAAUGGCCAUGCAUGAGCUAUGUGAAUACACUAAAGGAGAGGGCUUUUCCGAGGGAUUUGAUGCACACCUCAAUAUUGAACAGAUGAAUAAAGCAUCAGUUGAAUUGUUUCAGAUGUAUGAUGAUCAUAGGAAAAAGGGGAUAAGCGUGCCAACAGAAAAAGAAUUUCGAGGUUAUUAUGCACUUCUUAAAUUGGACAAACAUCCUGGGUACAAAGUUGAACCAACAGAACUAUCAUUGGAUCUAGCAAAGAUGACUCCGGAAAUAAGACAAACUCCAGAGGUAUUAUUUGCCCGUGAAGUUGCAAGAGCUUGUAGAAUGGGUAAUUUUCUUGCCUUCUUUCGACUUGCAAGGAAAGCUAGUUAUCUUCAAGCAUGCCUAAUGCAUGCUCAUUUCGCCAAGUUACGAACCCAGGCACUUGCCGCCUUACACUCCGGUCUACUGAAUAGCCAAGGUCUGCCUGUUGCCCAUGUAGGCAGGUGGCUUGGUAUGGAGGAUGAGGACAUAGAAAGCCUUUUAGAGUACCAUGGGUUUCUGAUAAAGGAAUAUGAGGAGCCAUAUAUGGUAAAGGAAGGCCAAUUUCUUAAUAGUGAUAGUGAUUAUCCUACCAAGUGUUCAAAACUUGUCCACAUGAAAAGGUCAAAAUCGAUGGUUGAGGAUAUUUUGGCUUCUACUCAAGCUAUAUCCUUGCCUACUGAAGCUAAAAAAGAAAUUCAGUUGGAUAAGAUCUUGAAGCAUGACACAACAGCUAUUUCUUCUGUUGGAAGGAAAAUUUCAGUCUCUGCAGUUGAUGAAGAAAUGCCUGAUUCUGCAAUCAUUUCAUCCCCCAAAAUUACCAGACCAGUGCCGCCCUUAAUUGAGACAUUGAUGGUUGAUCGACAAGGUCAAGAUGGCCACAAGGUGACUACCACCUGUACUUCACCUCGGAGUUUGUCUGUAGCUCAUACUUCCCCUAAACCCCAGCCAGCUAGAAAUGUAUCUGAGGGGAAACGAGGCAAUGAUUCUCUUUUCAGAAUGUCUCCAGAGAAUAAGAUUGCUUUUGGCACAGAAGUUUUUCCUAUCCAAAUUGUGUCAAGAACGUCUCAGCGAUAUAGAUCCCCCAGUUUUAGGAGAUAUGAUUGUUCUGUAGAGAAUACAUUGCCUCAAAUUGUAGCUGUUAAUAACUUAGAAGGUGAAGAACCUUCCGUUGCUCAUCAAGAAAAGGAGAAGGAUGAAGAUAUGAUAAGUGAAAAUGAUGAAGCUAUGGAAAAUGAAAAAUAUGAAGUUAUGGCUAGUCAUUUAGAGGAAGCUGCUGCAGCUAAACUCAAGCUAAUCUUAAGGUUGUGGAGGCGUCGUUGUUCAAAGCAAAAGGAGUUGCAUAAGCAAAGGAAGCUAGCUGUGAAUGCUGCACUAAAUUCAUUGUCACUGGGACCACCAAUUCAAAAUAACAAAGUUCAACCAUUCACUCGUGGUGAGUUUGAUAUUGAUCAUGUCAUGGAGGAGAGAUGUGAGAAACAUGAACGGUCGUGGUCAAAGCUGAAUGUUUCAGAUGUGAUAGCAGGUAUACUUGGCAGAAGAAACCGAGAUGCUAAGUUUCUGUGUUGGAAAAUUAUUGUAUGCUCUCAGGACAGUCAAGGGGAGGAACACACACUGAGAAGCCAUGUUUCCCAUUUUGCAGCAGUGUCAUGGUUGUUUUCGAAGCUUAUGCCUCCAAGAAAUGACAAUGAUGAUGAUCUGGUAGUUUCAUCUCCUGGCCUUUCAAUAUGGAAGAAGUGGCUUCCUAGCCAAUCUGUUUCUGAUUUGACCUGCUGCUUUUCAGUUGUUAAAGAGGCAAAAAUUAACCAUCCAAAUGAUGCUGUAUGUGGUGCAAGUGCAGUUCUGUUUCUUGUAUCUGAAAGCAUCCCGUGGAAGCUUCAAAAAAUUCAACUUAAUAAUCUUCUGACGUCAAUACCUUCCAGUUCCUGCCUUCCUCUUCUGAUCCUUAGUAGCUCAUAUAAUGAUGAGGUUUUAGAUCCUUCUGCUGUUAUAGUCAAUGGAUUGGGCCUCCAUGACAUUGACAAGUCAAGGGUGAAGAGUUUUACGGUUAAAUUCCUUGUUGGCAACCAUCAAAUGGGUUACUUGGAUGGAUUUUUCAGUGACAAGCAACUAAGGGAAGGACUAGAGUGGCUGGCAAAUGAGUCACCUGUACAACCUGUUGUUCAUUGUGUUAAAACACGUGAACUCAUCCUGACUCACUUGGGUUCUGCACUGGAGAUGCUUAACAAGUUAAGUGAUUAUCAAGUGAGUCCAAACCACUGUGUAUCAGCUUUCAAUGAAGCCUUGGAUCAGUCGUGGGAGGAAAUUGUGGCUGCUGCCAAAGCAAAUCCUUCCAAUUGGCCCUGUCCCGAGAUUGCAAUGGUGGUGAAUUCUGAUGAUGAAUAUUUCAUGCAGAAUUGUUGUGUGCCACCCUUAGGAUGGAGCUCUGCUGCAAGAAUAGAAUCACUUAAGUGUUCAUUACAGAACUUAAAACUUCCAGCUUUUCCUGAUGAUAUAUACUGGUUGAGCAGAGGUUCUAACAUGGGCAAGGAGAUUGAGAUUCAGAGAUCACAACUUGAAAAUUGUUUGAUUAGAUAUUUGACGCAAUCAUGCGACUUGAUGGGCAUUCGACUUGCAACAAAAGAGGCAUUCGUAAUGCUACAAAGAAGCACAAGGCUUGAGCUGCAAAACCUGACCUACUACAUGGUUCCAAACUGGGUUGUGAUUUUCCGGCGGAUUUUUAAUUGGAGAUUAAUGAGUUUAACCAAUGGGGUCUUAUCUCCAGUUUAUGUUCUGGAGGAGCAUUUUGCUGCUUCAGCUUCAUAUAAUCUUGAUAAGUUAGGACUCAAAGGUACUCUAUCUUUGUCCCCGUAUAGCUUAAGUAAUCUAUCUUUAGAUGAAGUACUGGAUGUUGGCUUCAGCUCACUUUUGACCCAGAGGACUCACUUUCAGCCAGAAGCUCACCGACAUCUACCAGCGAUAGCGUCAAAUGGUGAAGUACAAGAACCUCACUCUCAGCUAGAAGUUCACCGGCAUCUAUUAGCAAUAGCGGCAAAUGGUGAAGUUCAAGAACCUCACUCUCAGCCAGAAGUUCAUCGGCAUCUAUUAGCAGUAGCGUCAAAUGGUGAAGUACAAGAACCUCUGUCACAGCCAGAAGUUCAUCGGCAUCUACUAGCAAUACCAUCAAACGGUGAAGUUCAAGAACCUGCUGAAAUAAUUAACUUAGAAGAGGAUGAAAAAAAUUCCUCACUGAACGAUAAAUUUGUCGUGGCAGAUAAUGUUUUCAACACUAACAGAAAAUCAGACCAGACAGCCAGUGAAAUAACGUUGCCCAGAAAUGUGAUGAGGGAAGCCGAAAAUUUAAGCAAUUUGCUUGAGCGAUGCUACUUUGUGCAGAACACAAAUGAGAAGAAGCUGUCUGUUUUUUUCUGAUAUGGUAAUUGUUCUGUGCAAGAAUUUUGUAUAGUUGAGAUAUAAAUUUUACAAGAAAAGAGAGUGUAUUUAUUUGUAACAUUAUUCCUAGGGUGGAUUCGAAUGGAGCCCAGCCUAAAUAAGUGUAUGUUGGAGCUCGAUUUAAAUCCAAAAUGAUUAGCGCAAAGUUGAGUUAGGUUUGUUUGAAUGGGGGCAUAUCUUGUGACAGGACAGAAUAGUAGGCAAAAAUAUUUAUAAAUUUUUCAUGUUUAGUUCAA